Porites evermanni is the source of this 13219-nucleotide messenger RNA. Lineage: Eukaryota; Metazoa; Cnidaria; Anthozoa; Scleractinia; Poritidae. The record is from the annotation of a GenBank genome assembly.
GGAGUACCAAAUUGCUCAGAUCCUUGCUUAAUUUACAGUGCGACUUCUGAAAUUAACGCCCUCGAGCUGAGUACUUCCAGAAUAGUUCAUCUAGUGUCAAACCUCAGCCGAGCAGUCGCUCUCGAUGUACACGUUAAGCAGAAAACCAUCUACUGGAGCGACAUUAACCGACAUGUCAUCCAACGGAUGGACCUUGAAACUGGAGAAACUGACAAUAUCAUUACAGACGACCUCGGUGUAGUUGACGGUCUUGCCGUAGAAUGGGAAAGCAAUUUGAUAUUCUGGACAGACUACAGUAAACACAGAGUGGAAGUAGCCUCAUUGGAUGGUUCUCGAAGAAAGGUGCUGUUUACAGAGGAAGUAGAGUAUCCACGAGGAAUAGCGUUGUAUCCAAAGAAAGGGUAAGCAAUUUAACUUAGUGAUGUGACACACAAAUCUAGUUGCAAUGUGGACCGAUGUUUAGUACCUCUUCACGGUUUACCUGCUUGAGCCCAUCGAAAACAGACCACAUUUCGCGACGCCAACAACAGUUACUCCUCAAAAUGACGUCAGAGGAACGACUGCAGAAAUUCUAUACUGAUGACGUGUCACUACCCAGAUCUAGGUAGUGCUUGUGCUUGGUUGAAGCGAAUUUUCCUAGCGGCUCGACGAAUCAGAAGCUUUACCCUGAUCUGAGUACUGACGAUCAUCAGUGUUUAAUUUCUCCGCUCGCUCCUCAAAGGUCAUUUUGCAGGGAAACCAGAUGGCGUUGCAAAAUGUAGUAAAUAUUUUAACCCCAUUAUUUAUGAACAAGCCGAAAACUUUACGACAUUUUAAUCCUUCUUUGUCCAAAUAGUCAUCAGGUAUUGUUUUGAGUAAGGUAUUAGAUAAUGAUAUGCCUUGCUUAGACAUUAACGUAACACUGGAACAAUUAGAGAGCAAACGAAGCCUGAGUAUGGACGAAAUGAUGAGAAUCGUACACUUACAACCUUUUUAACGGGUGCAUUUUGUGAGUAAGUAAUAUAAAUGUAAACUUCACUAAGAAAGCAGCCCAUGGGGAUAACGACCUUACAAAAUGAACGGGGAUGCCCGUUGUCUCGCUUGGGGGUAGACAUGGUCUCUUUCUGGGUGUUCAAAAAGGAAAAAGCAAUAUUUUUGUCUAUAUCACUGAGGGUUUUUCGUAUGGAAAUAUCUAUUUAACAGACAAACUUCGCCAUACUGUGUUGGAGUAUGUAUAAUCUAGAGAUCUAAUGAAGCCUGGGGCGUAACCUUCAGAUUAGUUUCCUGUAGCUGAUUUUUCUACCCUAUGAAUAGAAAAAGAAAUUGAAAAAAUGGGAUACAACGGUCAAGUUACUCGCUUUCAGGUUGAUGUUUUGGACAGACUGGGGGUCUACACCCAAAAUUGAGAGAGCAACUCUUGCCGGCACGAAUCGAACACUCCUUAUUAACUUAACAAGCUCCGUUCAAAACUGGCCAAAUGCCAUAAUUUUGGAUUAUUUGGAAGACCGUAUCUACUGGAUUGACGCAUGGGUUGAUGCCAUUGAUUCUGCUGAUUUGGAUGGCAACAACAGACGAUCGAUAUCAAGUCCGGUACAUCCCUCCAGAGAUAUGCAUCCCUUCGACUUCACUGUCUAUGAUGAUGUCUUGUAUUGGAGCGACUGGAAUACUGACUCUAUUGAGAGACUUAACUGGACAACUGCGGCUUAUCUUGGAGGGUUUGGUAUUUUAACAUCAGACCGAGUUUUUGGGUUAGCAUUAUUACACUCCUCGCGACAACCAGACUCGGCAGGUAACUAUAACUUUUUCAUUCCCAAGUUGACUUGCGUUACGGCAGUACAACAAAGUAUCUCCUGACCAACGUAAUGAUAGCCUCCCACGCAGACGUUCUUAGAGGCUCGUCAAGAGUUCCUGCCCCACGAACGUCUGCUGAACUGAAAGAUAAAUUCCUUUCCCAUUGUUCCCAAAUGUCGGCUGGAGGUCACAUGCAGAUUAUCGGAGAUCCAAUCGGCGCUGUUGAAGUCAAAGUGUUGACAAGCCAAACACAUACGCACAAGCUCUGUAGAGCGUGAUAAGUGACCACAGAUUUUUACUCCUGACGAGAACAUAGGAGAUAAGCGUUGGCUCUUUGUAUAUUUCUCUCUGUAAAGGCUGGAUUAGAUGUCCUUUGCUCAUAGAGUUGUUCUUUGGAUGAUGCAACGGCGGGGUUACCUUGUAAGACUGAACAAAAGGUAGAAUUUUUUUCACAAGUUAUUGUUUUGUAGUAAAGCCGACUUCCGUUCAGCAAAUUUAACCUUCAAAGUAAUUUUUUUCAACGAGAUUCUGAGGGUAGCCACUAGUACGAACGCUUGUGAGUUAACUGAGUAGUUUGUUCUAAAACGGUAAGGUCUUCACCUUUCAUGAGACCUUUCUGGUCUUUUCUGGAGCCAUAAAGUCAAGCGCGAAAUUUUUCAAGGUCCAAAGUACACUUCCUAGAUCUGGAAGUCUGCUGCGCUUGGUCUACGCUUUUUUCCGCUCAAGUCAGCGGACGUUCGUGGAGCAGGAACGCUUGACGAACCCCUAAGAGCGUCUGCGUGGGAGUCAAGUGAAAUGAUCGCUUAAAAGAUUGCUAAUGAGCCGAAAGUAUACCAAAUCUACGAAACAACCACCAAGGUCAAUUAUACCGUAGAAAAAUAUCUCUGCAACAGCGUUAAGUUGAAGCCGUGGGUAGCCUUUUUAUUCUCGUUAGAACUUUUCACUAAGGGAAGGAAAAAUGCCACGAGUACCAUAAAAUUACAUAAAAAUUGUUGAACAGACGCUCAGCGAUUGCAUCUUAUCACGUGUUAUGAAAGUAAUUAUUUUGACGUGGAGUUGUCCACGUUUGUCCCCAAGUUUGGUUACUACCAUGGCCAUCCUACUGACUUCACGAGGCGUUAAGGUGUUUCGGUGGGUGUGUAUCCAAUUUAAUUUUAGGCCAUAUAAAAGAUUGUGUGAGAGACUGAAUCUUAUUCUCAUAUUCACCUUGCUAUAUGCCGGACGGAUAAAUCCUAAUAAUAACGAAACGUUUACCCAUGGUUGCAGCAACCUCUGUGGGAGUUUUAUCGCUACCAUUUUGUUGUCUUGUAAAGUCACCUCUUCCACGUUGUGACGGACAGCCUUGUUGUUUUUAUAACAGAGCUCCACGUGCGCGCGUGGGCGGGUCCCCAUAGCUAAGUAAAUCUACCCAUCCCAGAAAAUUUGGUAAUCAUGUGACCGUACACCGACCGUCCGUCCUCAUCACAGGGAAACCAAUAUUUUAUCUUGCACUUUUUAGCGAGUUUGGGAGCUCUGGUGCAACCUGAUGUUGCACAUCACUGCACAUCAUUUCACAUCCAUGUUGUGAUCAAUUGACAGCUGUAAAAACAGGGUAUCCGCUGACCAGUAUCAUCUCCCGCAUCGCGGGCUCAGGUAUCGACCCAUUGAGGUCGAGUAUUUUUUGAAGUUAUCCGCUGACAAGUUACUUGUUUUCAAAUGAUCGAAGGCUCAAGUUCAUUUUUUUACAAAUUCAUAUGAAAUAUGUUGUGUUUGAAAUAUGUCACUAUGGCCCCGCACUAUUAAGAUUUUGAUUUCAAACUGACCUCGGACGCGAAAAUUCAGCCAGUUAUUUAAAAAUACAGGCGGGGAAGACCUUUCUUACGAUGGUCACGCUCUACGUCCAAUUUUUAUUCUCUGUUUGCUCAAAAUUAGACAGGUGAGUUCAUGUGGAAAAUUUAUGCAACAUCUUGAACCUUGUUUACUUUGACAGCUGAAGCUGACAGAGUUUUAUGUCAACUUGUGAUGUUUUAAACUGUCUUUUUCCAAUGGAUGUACAAAAUGAAAUACAGCUGCUAUCAAGAGUCUUUUGUUAUUCAUGACUGGUUUGUUAUUGGGUUUUGGUUGUGAAAUGCGUCGCUUGUCAAAGUCGGAAAUCCGAGAGAGUUUUAAAGUCUCAAGCGAUUUUGGCCUCACUUGAUAGCUUUCAGGAGCUGCGUCUCGAAUUGUAGGCCUGAGUUAUUAUUGUAUUUGAUGUUUGUUUUUUUGUGUAUAUAUAUAUAUAAUUUUAUGAAGCCGAGCACAGUUUAGUUUAUGUGGCAAGUUUAUGCACGUUUGUAAGAUUUGAGACAAUGAUCUGACCUAAUAUCAGAUUUGAUAUAAGGUUACGGAACUUUAAAAAGCCUUAAGAUAUAUUUUCUCACCGCAAAUAGAAAGAAAACAUUCCGAAGAAUAUUUAGUUAUAGAUUUGGCUAUAGAAAGAAAACUUUGAGCGAUUUUCUUACCUCGAGUUCCUCUUUGAAAAAAAGCAAACCCCGGGAGGCCCGGCUUAAAACAUAAACUUAAGCUUUAAGCUUAAUUAGAGAUACCUUAAUACUUGUGUUCGUGAAUGAAAAUUGUUGUCUCUGUAAAUUUUUUACCGAAUUAUAUUUCUUUAAUUGCUUGUUAGUGGUCUCUCGUGCAAUUUUAAUCGCUGUGCCGUUUGUUUUCAGUCGUUCAUAAACAGCGCUUGCAGGAGCACUCAAAAUACCGCGCGUAUCAAACGCUUUUUAAGAUUACACAUUAUUAUAAAACUAUUAAAUAAAAAAGUAAAGAAUAUAAUUUUUUUAGUAUGUUGAAGUGUAACUCCAGUAAUGUUCAUUCAAACACAGCAAUCAAAAGUGAGGACCGACUGGGCCUUUUUUUGUUUUUUUUUUCUAUAGGUGAGUUUGGAAAUUUUUUGAACGGUUUCCCUUAAAGCCCACGAUUAAUCGUCCUCAAUAUUGACUAAGUGCAAUUUGUCAAAUACUGCAUUCUAUUCGAGGUCUGUAUGAUAAAUAGUACUGUUUCACCUCAAAUAUGAUGUAUAAAAAGUAUAAAAGGUUGGUUUACACACCCUCAGGUUUUUUGGCAAGAUUUUGUAAAGUGAACUUGUGGAACGCAAAAAAAUUCGACCUGAUUUGUUUUCCAAGAAGUUUUUUUCCAGGCCUAAUCUACUGUGAUCAAGAGCCAUUAUGGCUCUUGAAUGUGAUCGCAGAUGAUUAAGAUUUUUUGAGUGUACAUAUAAGACUAUCAACUCGCUGUAAGCCGUUUCACUCUAAGAUCACUUAGCCUUUCGCUCAAAAGUCACAUGAAUGUGCCGUUAAGUUAAUUGAUGUGUGGAUUACAAGUUUAUCGUUUGAUUUACAUUAUAAAUUUAUUAAUGGAAGCUUCGCUUUUAGCCCUGGCUAAAUCUAUAUUUUAUACAUGCAUAACAACAGUUUUUUUUCGGCAAGAAAAAGUAGCUAUUAUAAAAACUAAGAGUGCAACUAUUGCUCUUUUCUCUUCUACUCCUUUCCUUCUCGUCAUUCUUUCUUCUUCUCCUUUCCUUUUCCUUCGUUACUGUGAUUUUGGAGCUUCUCGGGCUUAAGAAAUUUUUUGGCGCCUUUUCACUCAGAUAACUGCAAAUUUUGUUAGGUUGGUGUUCAAAAAAUCGGUUAGAUAUAUAUAUAUCGUAGAAGCAUCUUAAUAAUGAACUCUUAUUUAUAAGUGGUUAUAGUAUCAACUACGUUUAUGCCCAAAACAAUUAUGUUGCAACUAUAAAAAUCACAACAUAUCAAUUAAUUGUUUCAAGAGUGGCUUUAAUUUAUUACUGAUAUCAUUACCGAAUUUACUCUUUAUGUCUUUGUUUAUAGUUUAUCUUAAACAUGUCCCUUCGUUAUUUAUUGCGAACUUUUCGCCACUCACUACAUCUGAAUCAUGGUAUCGACUGUUCAUAUGGCAUUAGCUUUUCUACCCUUGAUUUGGGAUAUUGGCAAAAAGUACGUCACAAUCCCGUUUGUUUGUGAACAAAAGAAAACACGAACAUAUUUUAAAUAGCUUCGUGUUCGCUUGUUUGUUUGCUUUUUUUCAAUUUGAUUUCUAUUGACACCACGAACUUUAUAUCUUCAUAAACACGAAUCCUUGGUUUUGCAGACUUUGAAUAUUAGUGUUGUUAUGAAUAUUGAUCAUGAUCAUGACCGCGAGGGUCAAAUAUGUAUUUUAUCUGAAACUUUUCUAUCAUAUAUGUCAGGUAACCUGUUAUGCAAAGUGAACAACGGUGGCUGCAGUCAUCUAUGCCUUUUGACGCCUGACGGAUAUCAGUGUGCUUGUCCUGACGGCUUGCCUCUGCAACCAGAUGAGAAGAAGUGUUUGACAGGUAAUAAACAGAUCAAUAACUAACCCAAAUGGAAUAAUAAAUGUCCUUUGUGUCUUAGCUUUUUCCAUAAUUGUUUUGUUCUACCUUGUAACAAAAAGUAUGUUGGUGUUUUCUUCUUUUCAGAAUUCUCAAGUUUUCUUCUUUUUGUUGAGGGACAUAACAUCAGACAAAUGCAACUGCAUUUUAAUUCCAGUACAACAUAUAGAAUUCCACUGAAAACACCUCCUUUAACACCUGUAGCUCUAGACUAUAAUUUUCAGGACAAAAAAGUCUACUGGACUGAUGUGUCACUCAACACAAUAUCCAGAUCGUUUUUGAACGGAUCCGCUCAGGAAAUUGUUGUGUCCUCUCGCAUUGAGAACCCUUAUGGACUUGCUGUUGACCCGUUUGGUCAGAAUAUAUAUUGGACAGACAGUGCAGAAGUUACUAUUGAGGCUGCAACGUUGAACGGCUUGUACAGACGCAUAAUCAUUAACAAGGAUUUGCAAAGUCCAACGGAUAUUGCCUUGGAUGUCACUAGAGGGUAUGAUUGAUAUAGGCGUAUGUUCGCCAAGUUUCUUCUCCGAUUGCUUUCCUAGUAUAAUUUAACCUUUUAGUUGCGCAUAAACUCAUAAUUUAGCUUUAAUCAACUAUGGGGUAGCCUGAAUCUCCUGGCCUUUAUACUUAAUCGUUAAUUUCCUCGAGUAAAUCAGCCCAAUCAGGACUUUCUGUUUCAGCGAUAAUGCAAAAUACGAUAAAAUCUACGCGUUCGUCCCUUUUCCUCCCUUCGCUCCAAGCUCUCCCCUCAUCAAGAUUUUGUUUCUAAAUAAGUUCAAGCAACCAAUGAUUUUUUCUCUGUUUUUUGGUUUCUCUACAUUCGACUCGUGAUUACUAGUAAUACAAUCACGAUUGAAAAUUCACGCCUUAUUCGUUACAACAUCUACCGGAAAAAGUGAAGAGUCAAUCAGCUCUUGGUAUUUAUGUAAGAUAGCCAUCACUAAACGUACAUAGUGCAAAUUACAGUGCUACCGUUAUACGUUUUAAAUAAUGAAAUUCUCUAACAAAUUCUGUUCUUGCACAUUCAUCAAAAUAACCACAAGCUAACCACACAGCGGCUUCAUCUUUCAUUCGGCAGUUUACUACCAUUUUUUCACACUCGAUACCUACUUCGUUCCAUUUUCAUUUUUACAAAAUUCUUAGUGAGCUUCUCUUUUUGCUCGGCAGAUUCAUGUAUUGGACUGACUGGGGAAUUGACAAAAGAAUAGAGAAAGCAGAUAUGGACGGUCAAAACAGAGUCACUGUUAUCGACUCAGGACUGUACUAUCCCAAUGGGCUUGCUCUUGACAUUGAUAGAAACUGGCUUUACUGGAUAGAUGCAAGUUAUGAGAGGCUCGAGGUUUACGAGUUUCCAACUAACACUCGAAGACAAGUUAUCUCAAGUCAUGUCUACCUGCGUUACCCGUUUGGACUGGCACUACAUCAGAAUCAUCUCUACUGGACAAGCCAGUAUUAUAAUGGAAUAUACCGCGCAGAUCGACAAAAUGGGGAAAACGUCGUUAAAAUACUGUCCACCGAAUCUCAACCGCUGCUUAUUCAUGCCUAUGAUGUCAAUAAUACGUUUUUACCAGGUAUUUAAACGAAAAAUCUCAGUCACAGUUGCAUUGCAUUGAAAAAGAGAAACUCUUUGUUGGAGUUACACAAAACGUCACUGAUUAUCACUUAACCUAAAAAAGAAUUCAAAUACACCUGUCUGCAAUUCGACGAGAGAAGUUCUUCCAGUGCCUGCAUCCAUGGGAAAUCUCGUCUUCAAUAUGAUUUUAAACGUUCAAUUUAUCUGUGUUGCCACGGACGGCCUUGGGAAGAUUCAAGCAUGUGCUGGGUUGUAAAUCUUGGCAUAUCAUCUUAAACUCUUAGUUGUAAAGACACAAGAUGUUCUUGAUUUGCAUCUGACGGACAGGUCAUUUUUUAUCUCUUGUUAUCCCUACGAAUGGCGGGCUGUAGCAUAUCUUCUAUAUCAAGUCACAAACUAUGAGAAACAAAGAAGCUUUUUUUUCUUUUCAGUUACUGAUGAAUGUAGAAACAACAAUGGAGGAUGUAGCCAGCUUUGCUUGCUAACACCAUUUGGGGCAAAGUGUUCAUGUUCAGAUGGGCUUAAUCUCGCCGUCGACGGGAAGACUUGUGAAGGUACUUAAUGCUGUAUUGCAGAAAUGACACGUUUAUUGCAUACCAUAAUAAGACAUUAUAAGAAGAGAUCAUGGAAAAUCUUACACAAAAAAUUUGUAUGGAAAAGCACAACGGUGUCCACCAUUUUGUUCGUUGGCCAAUUUUUCCCUUUGCCUUAAACUCCUCAUGAAUAGAUAUAAAAAUUAAAUCAAGGUGGAAAAUCAAUCGAAACGUUUAAAUUGGAGUGAUUCAUUUACAAUAAGGAGAAUCCUGAGUUCUGAUUAUCUACCCGAGCAGACAAGAUUAUCCGCUAGCUUCCGCUAUGUCCCGCAAAAAGAGAGUUUGUUUUGGCAAAUGUAAAGAUCCAUUAUUGCUGAAGUUUGUUCGGUCGAGGUAGCUGUAUAGUGACCUCGUAUUUUUUUUGCGCCCUUAUAUGGACGUGCACUUCUUUUCGGUCUAUAAAAACGCAAAAAAAAAAACUUGAAAAACAAAAACUAUCCAGCCUUUGUAUCCUCGCGUUUGAUAAAUAAGCCGACAUUGCAUGUUAAGUUUGCUUACAAAGAGAACUAUAUUAAAAGAUGUAGUUGCCAAUAGUCGUUUCAUUUAUUGAUUACAACCUUCGUUAUUACUUUUAGCACCUCAGCAGUUUCUGUUGUUUGCUGAUGCUACAUAUGGUAGAAUAGUGAAAGUACUUCCUCAUGAUCCCCAACAGCGUGUACAACUACCUUUAUCAGCAAGCAUAAUUACCCGACCCGUUGCCCUUGGUUACGAUCUCGUACAGGACAGAGUGUACUGGACAGAUGUCACAAGGAAUACGAUCUCUCGUUCAUUUCUGAAUGGGUCUAUGCAGGAAGUCCUUUUUGACCAAAACGUGCAAACACCAGAUGGACUGGCAGUAGACAUUGUCGGAAGGAACCUGUACUGGACUGAUACGGGCACCAAUAAGCUGGAAGUUUCUAAACUGGAUGGGUCCUACCGUAAAGCCCUCAUAACAACCGGGUUAGAUGAACCUAGAGACAUCAUAUUGGAUAUUAGUAAAGGGUAAGAAUUAAAUGACGUCCGUACGCAUGUAUAAUAGAGAGCUUUAGCAACAGCGACGGCGACUGCAACAAGAACGUCAAACAAACACGUGCGACACACUUUUUUUGUACAUUUCUUUGCCGUCGCUGCUACGACGGGAAAAUGCCUAAUUUGACGUUUUAUGGAGUAAAAAAGCUAAGACAAUUUUUUUUUCUCUUUCUAAACUUGAGUGGGGUGCCCAAGAAAUCAACUCCAUUGGAAUUCGCCUACAUUUGAUAUUUUCAGCAAAUUGGAAUAAACUCGACAAAGUUUGAAGGAAAACGCGAAGUCAUUUUUAAAGUGACUUUUGCCGUCGUUGUCGUCGAUGCUAAAGCUCUCUUAAAUGCAAUACAAAGAUAAUGACAGUUUUAACGUCUGCCUCCUUGCAUAGAUACGACUUAGCUCUGAGCUUUGCCUGCAGGCGUGAGGGGAGAAUUCAUUUUCAAAUCCUUCAAUCCUUCCUUAAGGAUAACCCUCGCAUUUAUACUCCUUCUAUGCCCAAUUACGUGGUAAGGUGAACAUAAACAUAAAGUAAUCCAGACUGACGUAUUUCUUCGAAAGAGAAAUGUAUCUUGGUACCCUAAAUUCACCUUCCAAUCCAGUUUUUUUCUCAGUAAAAGGAGUUUUUAUGAACUAAAAUUCAUUUCCCUUGGUUAUACUUCUAACCAUUACUAAAUAACUUGAUAACUAACAAAAACGAACUUGUGACAAUGACUAAUGUCCACCAAGAUACGAAAACAGAGUUAAUACAACAGUUCCUACAAAACACUAGGUAAACAAUAACAACACAAUAUAUUAAAUGUACAUCUAACUCUAACUUAAACUAAGUAAUUAACACAAGUUACAAUUUAUGCAAGCAACGGAAAAAAAAAAUGAUCUGAUUUUUAAAAAAAAACAUUUUUAGGAUUUAUAAACCAUUUUCAGUCAGUAUUUUCAAUGAAAAAAAAAGUCAUUCUUUUCAAAGUAAAAGCAAGUAAGUCAUUCAUUUUCAUAUUUCGCCACAAUCUUUCUUCAAAAAUCCAUGUAUGCAGGUGCAUGCAUGUAUUGUUUCCCCAGAUAAACUUUACCAGUGAUUAGCAUACAGCUAUUCCAGAAAACGUUGUCGGAAGGAAAGAAAAAAAGUUUAAGCCAAGACCGAAAGGUAAUAUGGGAUUUUUAGCAUGAACUGCUAAAGGUCCUAUAGAUAGUUUUUACCGUCACGCAACAAAAAAUUAAAUUGGAAACCGUCCUGUGGAAGAAGCCAAGAAAAUGAAAUGUUAUAAAAGACUAAUAUAUAAACAAUUUGUUCAAGUCUCAGAUCUUCGUGGCCCACAGUUUCUGAGUUAUUUGCCGAAAUGUUUCGCGCACCUUUGUAUAGCUUUGUAUGGAGACGCCAUAUUGGUUCACCGUUUUGGUGCACCAAUAUGACCGCCGGAAGUCAACAAAAACCUCUGGAGUUCACUUUUUCUAUAAAAGGUCUUUCUUUUCACUCGAGAACUAGUAUACGUACGCAUAAAUAUAUCCUCUAAUACUUGAAGUGGUUAUACUGCUACAAAUCAAGAGGAGAGANUUGCCCAUUUUAGGCCUCGCGAAGAAAAAAAUUCGUUAAAAAAAUAUUAUUCACUCGAUCGUACUUAAACCAACGAUUUUGUAACUAGGGCCCAUAGGGCUUUAUUCUGGCUGAGUUUGAGGCCAGGUCAUUUUUUGACUAUUUCCACGUCUAGUUGAUAUUUACGCGGAGUCGCUCUUAAUUUGCACGUGCAUCACCCUUUUUUGUCCGUGGCCGUUGUUGCCCUACGGCUUGAAAUGUGUCAUGUUUUAUAGGGGAAGUGAACAGCAGACCACAAUUUUCUUGUCCACGCAUUCUCGCGUGCUGGUGUAGUGCAAAAUAUUACCUGCAGUAGACUUUGGCGAGCUUUAAUUAAUGCUUGAGUAGCAACCAUUAUUCGGAAAAAGGUUUGUUUAUAACAUUUUUUCGUCCACUUCGCUACUACGUUAUACAAAUUGAUAAAAUGUAAAAUUUAAUGUCAUUUUUCCUUGCUAAUUAGCUGAACAAAAUUGCUUUCAAAGAUGGGAAUAAGCAAGAGUGCACUUCGACUGAAACGUAAUUUUACCUUAUGCUUUUUUAAAAACUAAAAUGAUAAGUAUGGUUCAGUAUAAUUCAGUAUAAAUGACGAAUAAAAUCAGCGACCAGUUUAGUGGAGUGAUUGUUUGCCAGCAAAAGAAGGAUUUGAAACAACCCCCAUUACCUUCUUCGGUCUUGGCGUGAAGACUUUUUGCUUUUCUCCCGACAACGUUUUUUGAAAUAGCUGUAUAAAAGUAAAUGAUGAUUCGAAGGGCCUUCUGUGGUCCCUACUACUACGAUAAAGUCAUGAAAUGAUAGUUGAAUUUUUUUCCUUUGAAAGUUGGUGCCAAAAAUAUUCAAACUCAGACAAGAGCCUCCUGACUCAGACCAUAAACGCUUCGAAAACGGACCAAAAUAGAAAAGAUGAUACAGCGACUCUGAUUCACUAUUCCCUGCUAGUGGAGGCCUCUUUUCCCUAGUAUUCGGCUGCCCGUCGAAUUCCAGGGAAAGAGGCCUCCGCUAGCAGUCAAGAGUUCACUACUAGAGCAGAGAAGGAACAGAGUUUGCUUGUUCCGUAGACUAUUCGGUAUAGCUUGGAGUUGGUAUAAGGGAUGCCAUUGAGAACUUUAAGUAUUCCGCCGUGACAAGUAUACGAUUGUUGAAAUGAUGAAUAUUACAUGAAUUUUAUAAAAUAAAAACGCAAAUAAUGAAAUUAAUUAAUUAAAUGCAAAUAGGAUCAUCGCAGUCAUGUGCGUAUGUAUUUAAUUGAGAUGGUCUUCUUUGGCCAGUCCACUAUAUGACAUAAAUAUAUUCAUCAUUUCAUCUUUAUUUUCUGGGGCAUAUGAUGAGCUAGAUUUAAAGACCACCUCCCAGUUGACUUGCUAACUCCACUGGUUAGAGCGCUGCGAGGUAUCGCUGAGGUCAGGUUUCGACUGACGGCAAGCCCGAUGUUUUUUGAAGCUGCAUAGUUACGUCUUUAACUGCGAUAAUUAUUUUUUGCAUUUAUCUAUACGAAAAUGUUUUUGUUGGUGUUUUCAUAGAAUCAUGUACUGGACAGACUGGGGUUCCAAUCCAAAAAUAGAGAAAGCUAAUAUGGCUGGUAAAGAGCGCAGUGUAUUGGUAGAUUCCGUAUUGCAUUGGCCCAACGGCCUAACACUUGAUAAAGACACCAAUAGAUUGUACUGGGUGGACGGAAGUUAUCACAAACUUGAAUACUUGGAUCUCGAUAAUAACAACAGGGUAACCUUGCUGAUUUCAUCAAGUGUGUUGCCACACCCCUUUGGUCUUACACUGCUGGGAGAUCAUGUUUAUUGGACUGAUUGGAGCACAAACGCUGUUUAUCGAGCGAAUAAAGAAAGCAUUGGUCUUAUCUCAGCUUUUAUCACUGGCAUAGGACAGCCCAUGGACAUACAUGGAUAUAACGUUAGUGCACCCAUAGUACCAGGUAAUGAGCACAACUUUAUUAAAAGAAAACCUGUCACUGUUUUUUUUUUCUUUUUCUUUUUUUACUCUAGACACAAUAACCUACAUCAGUGAUUAGACAGAUAAAUCACAUUUUGUAAUAAUAUUUUUGGGCGCAUGAAUGUAUUUUUAAACGAAACUUAUAUUCUCCAGUAACCAAACACUCAAAAUUUCAAGGCUAAAAUCUCUUUAUAUUUAGAUAUUCUUAAUAUCACCAUUGCAAACCACAACGCCAUAAUAAUUAUCAGUGAAAUUUUUCAGUUACUGAAGACUGUAAUAAUAACAAUGGUGGAUGUGAUCAACUUUGUCUGCUUACACCAUCUGGAAGAGAGUGCGCAUGCUCAGGUGGAUCAGCUCUCAAUGACGAUGGAGAAACGUGUCAAGGUAGAUAA